Elephantulus edwardii (Cape elephant shrew) is the source of this 1952-nucleotide messenger RNA. RefSeq names its product Rho guanine nucleotide exchange factor (GEF) 3 (gene ARHGEF3). Gene Ontology annotation, biological process: positive regulation of Rho protein signal transduction; intracellular signal transduction. The transcript is spliced from 10 exons. The coding region runs from base 139 to 1719 and encodes 526 amino acids. NCBI's taxonomy places the organism in Eukaryota, Metazoa, Chordata, Mammalia, Macroscelidea, Macroscelididae. Gene Ontology annotation, molecular function: guanyl-nucleotide exchange factor activity. The record is from RefSeq and is a predicted model, not a curated record.
CGCGACGCUAGAAGCCGCUUGUCUCCGCGAGUCGCGCUGCCUCCAGGCACCGUGGAGCUCAGUCCCCCUUUCGCCUGGGAGUUUUGUGGUCGCUUGGGGUCAGCGGUGACAUCCCACAGGGCAGGCCCGGCAGCCGCCAUGGUGGCCAAGGAUUAUCCUUUCUACCUCACGGUCAAGAGGGCGAACUGCAGCUUGGAGGUCCCCCCGGCCAGCAGUCCGGCCAAGGACGCCGAGGAGCCUAGUAAUAAACGGGUCAAACCCCUUUCCCGGGUCACAUCACUAGCAAAUCUCAUCCCACCUGUGAAGGCCACUCCGUUAAAGCGCUUCAGCCAAACCCUGCAGCGCUCCAUCAGCUUCCGAAGUGAGAGCCGGCCUGACAUCCUCACCCCUCGCCCCUGGUCCCGAAAUGCCGCCUCCUCGAGCACAAAGCGGAGAGACAGCAAGCUGUGGAGUGAGACCUUUGACGUGUGUGUCAAUCAGAUGCUCACGUCCAAGGAAAUCAAGCGUCAGGAGGCCAUCUUUGAGCUUUCCCAAGGAGAAGAAGACUUGAUAGAGGACUUGAAACUAGCAAAGAAGGCCUAUCAUGAUCCCAUGCUGAAACUCUCCAUCAUGACGGAACAGGAGUUGAAUCAGAUUUUUGGAACACUGGACUCUUUAAUCCCUCUACAUGAAGAUCUCCUUAGUCAACUUCGAGAUAUUAGGAAACCUGAUGGCUCGACUGAGCAUGUUGGUCCCAUCCUCGUGGGCUGGCUGCCUUGUCUCAGCUCCUAUGAUAGCUACUGUAGCAAUCAAGUAGCCGCCAAAGCUCUUCUGGACCACAAAAAACAAGACCACCGAGUCCAGGAUUUCCUUCAGCGAUGCUUAGAAUCUCCUUUCAGCCGCAAACUAGACCUCUGGAAUUUCCUUGAUAUUCCAAGAAGCCGCCUGGUGAAAUACCCUCUGCUACUCCGAGAAAUCUUGAGGCACACGCCAAAUGACAACCCGGAUCAGCAGCAUCUGGAAGAGGCAAUAAACAUCAUUCAAGGAAUCGUGGCUGAAAUCAACACCAAGACUGGGGAAUCUGAAUGUCGCUAUUAUAAGGAGCGGCUCCUUUACUUAGAGGAAGGCCAGAAAGACUCCCUGAUUGACAACUCCAGAGUGCUGUGUUGCCAUGGUGAACUGAAGAACAACCGGGGUGUGAAGCUGCAUGUUUUCCUGUUUCAAGAAGUACUUGUGAUCACUCGCACUGUCACCCACAACGAGCAGCUCUGCUACCAGUUGUACCGGCAGCCAAUCCCCGUGAAGGACCUGCUGCUGGAGGACCUGCAGGACGGGGAAGUGAGGCUGGGCGGCUCUCUGCGCGGGGCCUUCAGCAACAACGAGAGAAUUAAAAACUUUUUCCGAGUAAGUUUCAAAAAUGGAUCACAAAGUCAGACCCACUCACUACAAGCCAACGACACCUUCAACAAACAGCAGUGGCUUAACUGUAUCCGCCAAGCCAAAGAGACAGUUCUGUGUGCAACUGGGCAGGCUGGAGUGCUUGACUCUGAGGGACUGUUCCUAAACCCCGCCGCCGAGAGCAGGGAGCCACGGGGAGAGACCAAACUUGAGCAGAUGGACCAAUCGGACAGUGAGUCGGACUGUAGUAUGGACACGAGUGAGAUCAGCCUUGACUGUGAGCGCAUGGAACAGACAGACUCUUCUUGUCCAAACAGCAGGCACCUCGAAAGCAACGUCUGACAGGAGCACCUGUACUUCCUGGAAGUUGCCCUGCAUCUUGCCUGUACAGUAUUCGCAUCCCACACCAGGAACGGUUUGAAGAAGCACUUUUUAAUACUUUUGUGACCUUGUUGAUCCAGUCACUUAUAUCUUUGUCCCUCGUACUGUAACUGCCAACCUGUCUGUAAGCUGGAAUCUGUGGCAAGCUGUCAUCUUGUGUAGUUCGCAAGUGUAUGCAUGGAUGGAGAGGUACU